Molecule: messenger RNA, 1470 nt
Organism: Polychytrium aggregatum
Lineage: Eukaryota; Fungi; Chytridiomycota; Chytridiomycetes; Polychytriales
Product: dynamic domains of succinyl-Coa:3-Ketoacid-coenzyme A transferase from Pig heart
Exons: 9
Coding region: 1-1470 (489 amino acids)
Biological process (GO): ketone body catabolic process
Molecular function (GO): succinyl-CoA:3-oxo-acid CoA-transferase activity
Source: RefSeq, a predicted model, not a curated record
AUGGCCUUGGGCAAGAUUUAUCCCUCGGCCACGGAGGCGAUCAAGGGCAUCGAGAAGAGCCAGACACUGCUUGUCGGCGGCUUUGGCCUCUGCGGUAUUCCCGAGAACCUCAUCGCCGAACUGAGAAAGAACACCCACAUCAACGACCUCACCGUCGUCUCAAACAACGCUGGGGUCGACGACUGUGGACUCGGCCAUCUCCUGAAGACCCGCCAGAUCAAGCGCAUGGUCAGCUCCUAUGUCGGCGAGAACAAAGAGUUUGAGAACCAGUAUCUCAACGGCGAGCUUGAAGUCGAGCUCACUCCUCAGGGCACUUUGGCUGAGCGUCUCCGCGCCGGCGGUGCCGGCAUCCCCGCCUUUUAUACGGCCACCGGCUACGGCACCACUGUCCAGGAGGGCGGUAUUCCCAUCAAAUACGAUCCUGCUGGAGGCCGCGGCAAGGUCCCUGCGAUUGUCAGCGAGCCCCGCGAAACGCGCGAGUUCCACGGACGCAACUACGUCAUGGAGAAAGCCAUCACCGGCGAUUAUGCUCUGAUCAAGGCUUGGAAGGCUGAUACCGAGGGCAACCUCAUCUUCCACCGCACUGCACGCAACUUCAACCCUGCCAUGGCCCGCGCCGCCAAAGUCACUAUUGCUGAGGUUGAGGAAAUCGUUCCAGCUGGCACGUUUUCGCCAGAAGACAUCCAUCUUCCAGGAAUUUAUGUGCAUCGCAUCAUCAAGGGUGAGAAGUACGAGAAGCGCAUCGAGCGUCUGACCCUGAACACUGGCGAUGGCUUGAAUGUCCCCGGCAAGAAGGGCACUGGCCAGCUGCUCGAUGAUGCCGCCAAGCGCCGCGAGCUGAUUGUUCGUCGUGCCGCCGCCGAGUUCAAGGAUGGCAUGUACGUCAACCUGGGCAUCGGCAUGCCGAUGCUGGCCAGCAACUACAUCCCCGAGGGCAUGACCGUCCACCUGCAGAGCGAAAACGGCAUCCUCGGCCUCGGCCCCUUCCCCAAGCCCGGCGAGCAAGACCCGGACCUGAUCAACGCAGGCAAGGAAACCGUCACGCUGCUGCCCGGAGCCUCGAUCUUCUCGAGCGACGACUCGUUCGCGAUGAUCCGGGGCGGACACAUUGACCUCACCAUCCUCGGCGGCAUGGAGGUCUCUCAGUCCGGCGACCUCGCCAACUGGAUUAUUCCCGGCAAGAUGGUCAAGGGCAUGGGCGGCGCCAUGGACCUGGUUGCCACCGAGGGCACCAAGGUCGUGGUAACGAUGGAGCACACGGCCAAGGGCGGUCGGUCCAAGAUCCUCGAAAAGUGCUCACUGCCGCUGACCGGCAAGGCUUGCAUCGACAUGAUCAUCACCGAUCUGUGCGUUUUUGAGGUCGAUCGGGACCGCAAGGUUCUCCAGCUGGUGGAGCUGAUGCCGGGUGUCACCGUGGAAGACGUCAAGAAGAACACAGGAUGUGCCUUUGAAGUGGCUCUGAGGAACUAA